AUGUUAAAAUCAAAUACAAGUAUAAUUUUGGAAGUGAUUAUUUUGGGGUUUCCCGAAAUGUCUGAAAAACGCCUAUUACUUUUUAUGUUAUUGUUUCAUAUCUAUGUAAUGGCUUCAUCUGGCAAUCUAUUAAUAAUGAUUGUAACAAAGCUGGACUCUAGUUUACAAAGCCCAAUGUACUUUUUCUUAGGCCACCUUUCUAUGAUUGACAUCUGCUAUAUUUCUGCCACGGUGCCACUAAUGUUAGUUAUUUUGAUAUCACAUCACAACCAUUUGCAAUUUAGUGCUUGCGUUGUACAGCUGCAUACUGUGAUCUUCUUAGAGGGGGCAGAGUGCUUUCUUUUAGCUAUCAUGGCUUAUGAUCGGUAUGCAGCGAUCUGCCGUCCAUUACACUAUACCUUUAUUAUGAAGAGAGGAGUCUGUUACAAACUGCUCUGUGGUGGAAUACUGUGUAGCCUAUUGAACUCAAUGAUCCACACCACCCUGAUCAUACGCCUGCCUUUCUGUGACAAUGAAAUUAACCACAUGUUCUGUGAUAUUCCACCCUUGCUAAAGCUAUCAUGUAUCGAUACCUAUCUAAACGAAGUUAUACUCUUUGCAGUGAGUGCAGUUUUUGUAGGACUUGGACCACUUGUGUUUAUCCUUAUCUCUUAUUUCUACAUAGUUGUUACUAUUUUAAAAAACACAUCUAAUGUAGGGAGACAAAAAAUGUUUUCUACCUGUGUAUCUCAUCUUAUUAUUGUUACCAUGUUCUAUGGAACUGGAUGUUUCAACUAUGUCCGUCCCAGGUCCAGUUACUCAAUGGAGCGUGACAAACUAGUAUCAGUUAUCUAUAAUGUGGCGACUCCUUUUCUGAACCCCAUUGUCUACAGUCUUAGGAACAAUGAGGUCAAAAGGGCUCUAAUAAAUGGAUGUAGAAAACAUUUUUUUCACAAGGGGAGACUAUAA
Messenger RNA from Nanorana parkeri, 948 nucleotides. RefSeq names its product olfactory receptor 5V1-like. Gene Ontology annotation, biological process: G protein-coupled receptor signaling pathway. The transcript has a single exon. Bases 1 to 948 code for a protein of 315 amino acids. The record is from RefSeq and is a predicted model, not a curated record. Gene Ontology annotation, molecular function: G protein-coupled receptor activity; olfactory receptor activity. Gene Ontology annotation, cellular component: membrane. Lineage: Eukaryota; Metazoa; Chordata; Amphibia; Anura; Dicroglossidae.